AUGCCAAAUGGCGGGAGGAUCUUAGAGCAGCUUGGGCUCUAUGAGACUGUUGAGAGGUUGAUUGAGCCAAUGCAUGUUUUCCACGUUCGUUUCCCGGACGGGUUCCAAUUUAGCAACCCGUACCCCAAGGCAAUAAACGAAGUCUUCGGGUUCCCAAUGGCGUUUCUGGAGCGACAACAAUUGCUCCAGAUUCUGUAUCAGUCAUUUCCCCGCAGAUCGGACAUUCACGAGGGUAAAACAGUCAUUCGAGUUGACCAGGGAGACGACGGUGUGAUGGUAUAUACAAAGGACGGAAGCACCUAUCAUGGUGACCUGGUUGUUGGGGCGGAUGGUGUGCACAGCUGCGUGCGCGCUCAGAUGUGGCACGCAGCGGACAUGCUCUGCCCAGGAAUGCAUAUUGAAUAUGCUUGUAUUUUUGGCACUUCCUCUGCUGUUCCAGAACUGAAGGAGGGUCACCUGUAUCUGAGCGUCUAUGAUGGGAAAUCACUCAUCCUUGCUCCUGGGAUCAAAGGGCGACUGUCCUGGUUCAUCGUGCUAAAACUGGGGAAAAGAUAUCGAUAUGGUAGCGCACCGCGGUUCUCCACAGCAGAGGCCACAGCCUGCUGUGAGAAAUUGACUGGCUUGUACAUAUGGAAAGACAUUAAGUUCAAGCAAGUGUGGCAGAACCGCGAGGCCUUCGCCAUGACGCCACUGGAAGAAAACAUAUUUCAGAACUGGCACUGCCGCCGAGUUGUCUGUAUCGGCGAUAGUAUGCACAAGGUACGGUUCGUCAGCAUGAAGUAA
Aspergillus pseudoviridinutans is the source of this 783-nucleotide messenger RNA. RefSeq names its product FAD-dependent oxidoreductase. Gene Ontology annotation, molecular function: FAD binding. The record is from RefSeq and is a predicted model, not a curated record. NCBI's taxonomy places the organism in Eukaryota, Fungi, Ascomycota, Eurotiomycetes, Eurotiales, Aspergillaceae. Bases 1 to 783 code for a protein of 260 amino acids. The transcript is spliced from 3 exons.